Messenger RNA from Ordospora pajunii, 471 nucleotides. RefSeq lists its product as uncharacterized. Lineage: Eukaryota; Fungi; Microsporidia; Ordosporidae. Gene Ontology annotation, cellular component: cytoplasm; nucleus. The transcript has a single exon. Gene Ontology annotation, biological process: SCF-dependent proteasomal ubiquitin-dependent protein catabolic process. The record is from RefSeq and is a predicted model, not a curated record. Gene Ontology annotation, molecular function: cullin family protein binding. Bases 1 to 471 code for a protein of 156 amino acids.
AUGCAAACAGCAAUAGUCAAGAUAAAAACACGGGAUGGCGAUGUAUUUGACAUAGAAUGCAAGUAUGCAUACAAAAGCACGCUCAUAAAGAACGUAUGCACAUCAACUGCAUGCAGCUAUCCAAUAUGCAUACAGCUUUCCUCGCAGGUAUUCAAAACAAUCCACGGAUAUAUGCAACUCGACACCUCACACCUAUCUGAGAAGUACAGCCCGCUCGAAAUCAGAUUCAAACAGCAUGAUCUUGACUUCUUUAAGAAUUACGACGACGAGCAUUUGCUAGGCAUAUGCAAUGGAGCAAACUACCUCGACUAUCCAUAUCUUCUGGAGCUUUGCUGUAAGCUUAUUGCCGAAAGAAUAAAGCACAAAACAACAGAGGAGCUCAGGAGGUUUGUUGGCAUGGGCCAUGGCAUGUCACCUGAGGAAGCUUGCGAGAUAGAAAAGGAGUUUGGAUGGAUGUCGUCUGAGGAAUAA